This is a messenger RNA of Amoebophrya sp. A25, 5788 nucleotides long. The record is from the annotation of a GenBank genome assembly. NCBI's taxonomy places the organism in Eukaryota, Dinophyceae, Syndiniales, Amoebophryaceae.
CGAAAAUUAGCUAAUUUCAAACACUGAAGCUGCUACUUCCCUUUGCAGUCCGAAUUUGGCUGACAGGAAUUCCAUGACCAUGACGUCACAAUCGAGGCCAAGGAAGCGUCCUCCUCGGAAGGGUAUUCUCCUAUCUCGCAGCAGGACUGCCCUAGCAGCUGGGACAAGUCUCGUCGUAGUCGCCGCUUUGCAGAAUAGUGACCGACGCCAGAAUCACAACAGGUUAAUCCGAGAAGAGCGGACUAGGCAGGUUGAUGCACAUGGCGACCUCCAUGAAGAUGCAGAGGAGAUGUUGAGAAGCAUCCCGAAAAAAAGAGCAGGUGAAAAUCAAGACGAUCUAGAUGAGCAUCUUCGUGUUCACGAUCAUCAUUCACGCGAUUCGAGUCUAGUUUCUUCAUCAGUUGUAUCAUCUUCCCCAUCUUCUACUACAAGAGGAACACAAGAGGAGGGUGAUACACGACAAUUACACCAGGUCGUCGUGGAAGAAAAUCAGAAAGAAAUUCUCCAUCAAGUAGAGGCUCAACAUGCCCAAGUGGUAUCUUCGAGGAAUUCAUCAUCUACAUCUUCCUCAACAUCUCAUCUACAUAUUCCUCAAACAUCACAAGGAUCACAAGCACAACUAGAAAAGAAGAGCAAGAGCGACGACAAAAUGAAGAACCAGUUCGGACUGCUGAGUAAUCACUUGGUCCCACAUUGUGGCGACGUCGAUAACAAUAGAUGGAAUUAAGGCCUCCACUAUUGUUGUGAACAAGUAGAAAGGAACUCCCCCAGGCAUUUUAUUUUACAACAAGGAAGUAUUUUGUACUCGAGGAAGAAUUUUACAACGAGGAAGUUUAUUGAUAAAGACAGAUCUGUGUGUUCGUUGGUUCCAUCAUCAAAUGAAGAAGAUAGGUCGGUUAUCCUUGGCACCUGCUCUCCUUCUAAUUCGAUGAGGACGGAGAAGAGAAUAACAAUAAGUGGCCGCCAAGACCCGUAACCGAUCCUACUUCUUCGGGGAGCGGCGCAACGAUGGGACCGGUGGACCCAGGUGCUGGAGAAAUUGGAUUAUGAGAAUAUUGCAUCGACCUGUUGUUCUAGAUCUGGUCUUCUUCUAUCGCUCCUCUUAAAACGUGAGUUGAGGGUGUUCACUUGCGAGCCUCAUGACAAGUCGCCGGCCAUAUCAUUAGACCGGAGGAACAAGCUCGAAGCCCUCAGCCACAAAACAGCGACAGAGAGAGAGAGAAAGAGAAACCUCCCCGAUCUGGGGAGGGCGGUCCACUGGCCCGGACCUGCCGGCACUAGUGCGGAGGGCUCCCCUCCAGGCCACAAAGCCGGCCCCUGGCCCUGAGGCCUUGGGUGCGAGUUUGCCCAGGUGGCGCCCCCUGUGGAUCAUGCGACCUCGAGCGGCCCUUCUUGAGAUUGCAGCACCCGAGCCGGCUGAACAGGCUCCCUCUUCAAACAUGAGCUCCCUCUUUAUCGCUCCUCUUAAGACAUGAGCUGAGGGUGUUCACUUGCGAGCCUCAUUAUAGUAGAUUGGGCAUAUUAGCAGGCUCGUCUAUCACUUCGUGGCGUGACAGUGACUCUAAGCAAACCCUACGAUCCUACGUGGCUGGAUCAUGCGCUGAGAGAAUGCGACGACAGAAGCAAGUGCUGUUAUGCUUUAGAUUUUCCUAGAAAAUUUAGAAAAAAUGAUUUGAUGAGAACAUGAUCCUCAUACACCAUUCACUUCUAUGCAAUAAUGUCUCUUAAGUAGCUGGUUAUGUUAGAAGUUGUUCAUGGGUUCGGCGUCUCAUCUCAUUUCAGUACUUGUAGCUUGUGCCGGCGUCUUACCCCCGGUUUCUCGCUCAAUAUAUGAUUAGAUGUUCCGGGCGUGUAGUAGAUAGAGGUACAACAACAAUGAAAUAUGAACUGCGACAGGAACACAAACAUGAAAUCAAGUCCUACAUCAAGUACUACAGCUGGUGGUGCACAUCAUAUCCCUGCUGGUGUUGCGUCAACGUCACUACGAACUUGAUUCUUUGCUUCUCAUCCUUCUUCUCUUUCAUUGUUUUUUCGUGGAUAUGUACGGGACGAAAGCCACAAGCGCAAUCGAGGAAAAGUCAAUGUACGUUACGGAGCGACAAUAUAAACUCGCAUUUCACAACUUCAACCACUGGUAGUGAUGAACUCUUCCUUGUUCUGGUGGGAUAUGAAAAUUCUUCGAGGACCUACUAGCUAUUAAACAGCUAACUAGUUAGCGUGAGGCGGAUACCAUCAUGAUGUUGUAAUGGGAUUAUAUCUACUUAGUUACUAGAAUUAUCAAGCUUCUCUUUAAGGUCAAAUAUAUAUCUGUUAGAGUUAUAAGGACUACAUUGGAGCACUCUUUCAACAUACAUACUAUAACCAGGGAACUAUAUCUAGCCUGCAGGGAUGAUCUACUUAGGGAUGAUCUACUUAGGGAUGAUCUCUUCGUCUAAUGUUGACUUUACUGUCCAGCGCUUUGCUUAUUUUGAUCUUCCAGACGAAGAAGCGGAUCUUAGCGAAUGUAAGCUCAUAGAUUCCGCAAAACCGCAUGGGGAAUCACUCGGUCAACCAGCGAUGUGGACUGCAUCUUUUUUACGCAGAUAGAAGAUCCUUGGAGUUGAUUUUUCAUUAUUCUAAGAAGUCAUCAAAAGCCAGCAACGGUUGUAGUUGCUUCAUGGUUCCAGUGAAUCAAGAAUGGGUACUACUCACGUUGAACAACGAGUAGAUUUGCAGAGAAACCACCUUUAAUUCCUGUGAAGAUGAAGGCAGAGUGUACAGAUUGGAUUUUUGGGGAUGGCGCAACGGUCACGAACAAACUAGAAAUCAGCAAAGACGCUUCCAGCAGUUCUUCAUCCAGUAUUAAGGCUCGAUACAAUUCAUUUCCCAGGGCCUUUUUCUUCUGUUUGCUCCGUGGGGUUCUGAAGAAAUAAAGGGAAGAAGUGACUUGCUUCGAGCUCUAAUGAUAGUCUUUUUUUUCUUCAAGAUCAACAUAGGAAGACCUCCAAGACGUUGGGGAAACAGGAGAACAACCUCGUAGUAGAAGAAAGUAGUACUCAACAAGGAAACAAGAUACUCCAAGAAGAACAUCUGCCAGAAGAUUCAAAUCGGGUGGCAGAGCACAGUCAACAGAGACAAGCGAAGAACAAGGGAGAAAAGGUAGAGGUACUACAACAACAGGAAGAACAAGAACAUGUCGUAGAAAAGGACAACAAUAACGGGCGGAACGACGACGAAAAAGAGGGUAAAUGGCCAGUACUAUCACUUAAAAAGGAGGACUUGUGGCUUUAUAAAACCACGAAGUGCUUCAAGCCGGCAACCAAUUGGGAAGAAGACUUAUGUUCAUUCAAAGGGGUAGUACUAGAAGUAGAGAUGAUUGUAUGAAGAUUGUGUAUGAUCAUGCCACUUCUGAUUGAGAAUGUUCCACCUAAGUAAGAUUGCAAAGGUGGACCGCCAAACGCCAUUGCCCCAUCGACAUUCUCCAUAAGUGGAAGCGACAGCCUAACGAGCGAGUGCCAUCUUAGCCUCUGUAAUGAUCUUCGUAACAAGAUACUUAGCCUCUUAUUAAGGGUUUCCGAACUGCCUUCCUCACUGCUAAUCCCUCCUCUCCUCCUGAGAGAUGCUGACGCAGCAGAAGGAGACAAGUUGGUUGAAAUUUAAGAUGUGUGAUUCCUUAGUAGGUGAAUUCUCAUCAUCGCCCCCAUAAUUGCAGGAGGCUGAUUGCAGCUUCCUCACACUUUUCCAGAUGAUCUUCAUUGCUAGGACCUUAUGAUCUCCUUCAGAGAAGUAACUUUCUUUCAAUUCAAAGCGGGACCUUAAUAACCAUGAGGAAACUAGUAACCUAAACCCUUACUUUUCAAAGUAAUCUAAAGAAGUAACUUUCUUUCAAUUCAGAGAGGAAACUAGUAACCUAAACCCGAAGCAGGCCACUAAGCAACUUCGAGGACGAGGUGCUUUCACCUUACAACCGCGCGACGGACCCCGAAGCGUAAUCCCCUUACAACCUCGCGCUCUAACUCACGUCCAAAUGCGUAGAUCAUUGUAAGGGUGCGCUGUACAUGGAACAAUCGCGCGAGUUCGAGAACAAAACAACUACUACAGAGGCUCCUUCAUCUUAAGACUCACAUUGCCCCUGUCCCUCGAUAAUAUUGAUAGCUACGUGAAUCAGUCUCAAAUAUCAACUGUUGAUCUUUCAUGAGGGAACAAGCGGGGAGCAACUUUUGAUUACUAUUCAUGAAGGAAAAGGACUUUUAAAGGAGUGCUUUCGUUCAUGUUCAUCCUCCACCUUUCUCCAGAUUCACCUUCUAGAAACACGAACCUCUAAUGAUCGGAUGGAUCAUCCUCAGUCUUUCUAGAAACGAACAAGACACAUCGCACUGACGCAGCGGACCAUAAAGAUGCUCAGACUCGUUACUACUGCCACUGCUGGUUCACGGACUCGAGUUGGAAAGGCAGGGAAAGCACACUGGCUAGGAACGGUUUUGAAAGAAGAGACUCAUAGCUUUUGAUAGAUGUCCACGGUUUUGAAAGACGAUUCGCUACUUCAAGAAUGAGAGUCGCUACUUACCUGCUUCCUGUUUCUUGAAGAGUGAGAGUCGCUGCUUGAAGAAAUUGAAAUUGAAUCUCAAUUUAUUUGAUGAAGUAGUCAAUCUAGAUGCUCUUCUUCUAGUUGUAGAAGAACUAGACUAGUUGCGUACUUCAAUUGUUACCAAUUAAAGAUAGAAGACGUAGUUAUUCCCCUUCAUGUACUCGAAGAAAGUAAGAGCUUUUAAUAUGUCGUCAUCGAGUAGGUGCCGGCGGAGCUCGAUGUGAAGGAUCCAUCACCCAACCUGAAGACCUCUUCUAAGAUGGCAGAAGUAGAAGAUUGUGAAACAGUGAAAGCCAUGCACACGAAGGUCUUGGAUAUGGAGUUGGGUACUGCCAGAUAUGCAUUCCCAUGGAGCUACAUCUUCGUUUUAUGACAUUACUUAGAAAGAUGUAGAUAAAGUGCAUGAGCAUGUCGUGACAAAGUUACUUGAAAAAAUGUCUAGGAGUCAGUGUCUACUGUUACUGAUGUGUGAUUAUUUUUUGCCUUAAUACAACGACAGGUGGAUUUGUAGUAGAGUAGUGAAUUCCCAAUCCAUACACUUUUGCCUUGUAGUUAAGUAUAUUGUUCCCUUUUUGCCUUGAAAUGAUUUCCGACCAGAUGAAUUCAUUUGCUAUACCUAAACAUGACACAUGAUCUAACUUCCCGUCAAACGACGACAAGUACUACGACACCAGCACCAGCAGAGAAAGCGGCUGAUGAUGAGAAAGCAGGAAUGGACUUCGUUUACGUGGGCAAGAUGAUGAUGUUAGGGCUAGGGAUAAUGGCGUGUCUCUUUGCGGGAUUCUUUGUCUUCACCUUUUGAAGAUGAUGAUCUUCGAGGUGCUGGUCGACUAAAUUUUUGACUACGAUGUAGUUCGCUAUCGCUGCAGUAGAUCAUGACGUGGGAGAAGUUUUGUUGGAGAACCUAUUAAUCAGAGCAGGGACAAAAAUAUUUGAAAGUACACCAGGCACAUCAGGCAAUGAAAGCUGAUUCUACAGCAGACGCUAGCACACAUAAAGAUCCUAUUUCAGAGAGUUCGUCGAGUUUUCAAGUUUCCUUAGCACUAGCAGGAGCACACUAAAAGAAGUUUAUUUUGCACAGUGAUCACAGACUAGAAUCUACAGAAUGAUAAAUCACAGAAUGAACCGCAAGCGGCAAAGGAUGAAGAUCUUCUCUAAAGAAGCAUACUAGAGAAAAAGACAAGCAUGCGAAGAGGAUGAGCAUCUUCCAGGCAUGCGAGG